AUGAAACCCGUGCAAAACAAUGGGAUGGUAUAUUGCUUCAUGCCAACUGGGUGCAUUCAAACAAACACUCCCAUCAUUGGAAAUGUGCAGACCGGUAAUUACAUAUUGUGUGAUGUUGGUGGUGAUGCAGAGUGUGUGAUUAAAAGAGCAAAAGCAAUUGGUCUUACGAAUUGUAUUGCAGUGUUUUUUACGCAUGGCCACUACGACCAUAUUGCCGGCGCCCAUGACAUUAAAAAACUGACCAACGCCCCACUUUGCAUCAACAGAAACGACGAGUAUUUAUACAACCAGGUCGAGAUGCAAAGAAAGUCCUUUACCCUUCCCGAAGUCGAGCAACCCCCACAAAUCGACUUUUUGAUGAACGAAGGUGACUCCAUAAAUAUCGAUGGAAUUGUUGGUGUCUUGAUUCACACGCCAGGUCACUCACCAGGGUCCUCUUGUUUAUAUUUUCACCAACAGAAUUUGUUGGUCACUGGAGAUACUUUAUUCGAAGGGUCUUGUGGGAGAACUGAUUUAUGGGAUGGCAACGCAAGACUUAUGAAAGAUUCAAUCAUUAACAAACUUUUCACGUUACCGAAAGAGACGAUUGUGAUACCGGGACAUGGUUCAAGAACUACCACUAUUGGGAAGGAGUCAAAGUCAAAUUUGAUUUCUUCUGUCGCUUGA
Entamoeba invadens IP1 is the source of this 666-nucleotide messenger RNA. RefSeq names its product beta lactamase domain, putative. NCBI's taxonomy places the organism in Eukaryota, Evosea, Mastigamoebida, Endamoebidae. The transcript has a single exon. The coding region runs from base 1 to 666 and encodes 221 amino acids. The record is from RefSeq and is a predicted model, not a curated record.